Molecule: messenger RNA, 1326 nt
Organism: Brassica rapa (field mustard)
Lineage: Eukaryota; Viridiplantae; Streptophyta; Magnoliopsida; Brassicales; Brassicaceae
Product: outer envelope pore protein 37, chloroplastic
Biological process (GO): monoatomic cation transport
Cellular component (GO): chloroplast outer membrane
Molecular function (GO): monoatomic ion channel activity
Source: RefSeq, a predicted model, not a curated record
UUAAAGAUUUAAAAAAAAAAAAAAAGAGAGAGAAACAACCACCGUCCGUUUCAUACGCUUCCAUCUACACACUUGACUUCUCCGCAGAUAGAUUCCUCCAAAUCUCCACUUCAAUGGCGGAUUCAUCUCCUCAAAGCGCCACUCCUUCUCCUGCCCUUCAAUCACCAACCUCUGAACCAGCACCACCACCACCACCUCCUUGCUCGGUCUUUUCUUCUCUCAAGGGCCUGAACAGGCCGAAACUCCGGGUCACAUCUGAAUUCGACAGUGAUAGUCUCCUCUUCUUUAACAAAGUGUCUUGUAAGAUCUUUGAUAACCUCGCCAAGCUUAAGCUAUCGUUUCACAACAACGCUCAGCGAGAGGUUUCUCAGCCUCAGGUGUCUUUCACUUCCAAGUACGUUUCUGUUCUCUAUGAUGUCGAGGAGAAGAAUGCUUUUGUUAAGAGUACCGUUGAUGUUUCCCCGCGUCUUCAGCUCCGAGCUCUUCAUAAUGUUAAGGCGCAACAAGGAGAGGUUGCUAUGGAGGCAAAUCUAGCUGAACCUGGCUAUUCUCUCGAGCUUUCAUCACCUGUUCCUAUUGGCUACCCAAGAGCGACUCUUAAGUUCCCCCUUGGCGAAGUUUCAGUACAAGAGAAAGAAGUGGAGGAGGAGGAGAAGAGCAAGAGGAUAGUAUCUGUUAACGGAGUCCUCAAACGUCAAGCUAUGAAUGGUGUUUGUUCCGCUCUAUACACAGAUGAAGAGUUGAGGCUAAGAUAUGCUUAUAAGGAUGAAGCAUUGUCUUUCAUCCCAACCAUCUCCCUUCCUUCCAAUGCUGUUUCAUUUGCAUUCAAGCGCCAGUUUAGCCCCUCAGAUAAGUUGAGCUACUGGUACAACUUUGAUUCAAACAUGUGGAGUGCAGUGUACAAACGCACAUAUGGUAAAGACUACAAGUUCAAAGCUGGCUAUGAUUCUGAUGUACGCCUUGGCUGGGCAUCUCUAUGGGUUGGGGAUGAAGAUGGAAAAGUGAAAACGACGCCAAUGAAGAUGAAAGUGCAGUUCAUGCUCCAAGUUCCACAAGAUGACAUCAAAACCUCAGUCUUGAUGUUCCGAGUCAAGAAAAGAUGGGACCUUUGAUUGAAUAAUCUUUGAAUCACAUAAUCUCAAUUUACUUCUCUCUGUAAAACCCAUAAGUUGACUUCUCUCUCCUCUUUAUAUAUUGAUGAUCUUUUGCAAAGUUGCACGAAGACACGUUGACACGUGUAAGGGUAUAAUAGGUGUGAAACUAUAUAGCAUUGGACUUAACAGCUACAAUGAGAAUAUUCUCCGAUUAAAAGUUUGUUUGUUUUUA